GUAGAACAGGGAUGUUUAUGUGCAGUGACGGUGCUCUUUAUCCUGAUUGCAUGCCUGUAAAGAUUCAAUGAAGUCAGCAGGAAUUGAGGAGUGAGAUGACGGCAGCAACGCCAGCCUACAUGAGUUCAAAACUGAAACUGUUGCUGCACUUGAACCUUAUUUCUGCCAGAGAAUGGACACGGAACAGCAGGACUGGUUGAUCACAUGACUAACUUGGAGAACAGAUAUGGCUUCUGUCCCAGAGCUACUCUUGAGCACUUUGGAGGAGCUGGUUGAUAAAGAACUGAGGACUUUCCAGUGGUUCCUUUACAGUAAUGUUCUUGAAGGAUUCUCACAUAUUCCCAAGUCUCGGGUCGAAGGGGUGGAUAGGCCAGGCACUGUGAACCUUUUGGUUCAAACAUAUGGCUAUGACGGUGCUGUUACAGCCACUGUGGAUAUACUGAUGAGGAUGAAACUCAAACUGUGGGCUGAAACACUAAAGAAGAAGUACGAUGAAGUUCCAAGCAAUCAAGUAAGCAAAGAAAUUGACCACCAUCCAAUCCAAGAAAAACUGAAAUCCACCCUGAAGGAAAAGUACCAAAACAUUUACGAGGGGAAUGCAGAUGAAGGAGAUACCGUCUACCUGAACAAAAUCUACACCAAGCUACACGUUAUUGAAGGAGCCUGGGGAGGCUUCAGCAAGGAGCAUGAGGUCAGACAGCAGAGGUCCAAUCAUGUUAUGACAGAAGAAACCUCCAUUAAUGUUAGCAACAUUUUCAAACCCAAGCCCAACCAAGAGAAGCGGAUCCGAACUGUGCUUACCCAGGGUAUACCUGGAGCAGGUAAAACUGUCUGUGCACAGAAAUUUACCCUGAGCUGGGCAGAAGGAGAAGAAAACCAGGACAUUACCUUUGUCUUCCCACUUCCUUUCCGUGAACUGAAUCCCAACAUAGGUGAGAAGGACUGCAGUCUGAUGCAGCUGCUCCAUCAGUUCUUCCCUGAGAUGAAACCACUUGAGACGCUGGGAACAGGAUGCAAAGUCCUUUUCAUCUUUGAUGGCCUGGAUGAGACUCUCCUCCCCUUGAACUUCAAGCACAAAAAGGUCUUGAGAGAUGAGACAGAGCCAGCCUCGCUCGAUGUACUGAUCACAAACCUCAUCACGGGAGAUCUGCUCGGAAACGGACUCAUCUGGAUCACGUCCAGACCUGCGGCAGCUAGCCGGAUCCCUCGAAAGCACAUCCACCAGUGGACGGAGGUGAGGGGUUUCGCUAAUGAACAGAAGGAGGAAUACUUUAAGAGGCAUUUGUGUGAUGAUAACCUCGCCAUCAGGGUCAUUAACCAUGUGAAGUCAUCAAGAAGCCUCUACAUCAUGUGUCAGAUUCCAGUUUUCUGCUGGAUCACAGUCACUGUAAUGAAAAAAAUGUUACGCGAAAAUAUGAUAGGAGGCAUGCCCUCCACCCUGACAGAGAUGUACGCAUAUCUCCUUCUUUGUCAGACAGACCGGAUGCUAGAAGGGCACUAUCCAAUGAAAAGCGAUAAUGUUGUUUUGAAGCUGGCAGAGCUGGCAUUCCGUCAAUUGGAGAAAGGAAAACUGAUCUUCUAUGAGGCUGACUUGAAAGAGUGCGGCAUGGAUGUCAAAGAGGCAACCAUCUACUCAGGAGUUUGCACAGAGGUCUUCGUGGUGGAGGGCAGAAGGAAGAGAGAAGUUUUUAGCUUUGUACAUUUAACUAUCCAGGAGUUUCUGGCAGCUGUGUACGCUCAUCACUGCUACAUGCAAAGAAAGGAGAAUGUUCUUCUUGGGUACUUAAAAAGGAUGUCUGCAAGAUGGCUCCCCAAGUCUGUAUUCAGUUUUCACAAGACUGCCAUUGAAAAGGCCUUGGAGAGUCCAGACGGCCGCUGGGACCUCUUCCUUCGCUUUCUCCUAGGACUAUCGCUGAAGUCAAACCAGGAGCUCCUGGGUAGAAUACUGCAUUUGGAAGCAGAAGAAGAGGAAGAUGUGAUGAGAACCAUCCAGUUUAUCAAGGAAAAGAUAAAAGAGGAACCAGAGGCCAAACUCAACCUCUUUCACUGCCUGAGUGAGCUCAAAGAGGAGUCUUUGGUGGAGGAGGUCCAGAGCUUUGUGAGUUCUGGGAAGCUUGCAGCCAAAAAGCUGUCUCCAGUCCAGUGGUCCGCUCUCACUUUCGAACUGAUGACAUCAGAGGCAACAGAGGAGGAGUUUGACUUGAAGAAGUACAUAAGAUCAGAAGAAGGGGUAGUGAAGCUGCUGACCGUCAUUACUUCCUCCACACGUGCUCUGCUAAAUCACUGCAACCUUACGGAGAACUGUUGUAAAGAUUUGGCCUCCGCAUUGAGCUCGACCUCGUCACACCUGACAGAGCUGGACCUGAGUGACAACCAACUAAGGGAUUCAGGAGUGAAGCUACUUUCUGUUGGAUUUGGAAGUCCACAUUGUAAACUGAAAAGUUUAAGACUACAUAAGUGUAAACUGGAAGGAGAUUGCUGUGAAGUACUGGCUCUUGCUCUUAGCACAGAGUCUACCGACCUCAAAGAACUGGACCUGAGUGCUAAUGAUCUCCGGGAAGCAGGAGUGAAGGCUCUGUGUGUGGGACUGCAGAGCCAACACUGCAAACUAGAAACAUUGAGGUUGAAUCAGUGCAAGCUGAAAGAGAAUUCCUGUGCAGAUUUGGCUACAGUUUUGAGUUCAGGCACAUCUCACCUGAAAACUCUUGACCUGAGCAACAACAGCCUGACAGAUUCUGGUGUAUCCCUGCUUACUGCUGGGCUGAGGAGUCCAGACUGUAGACUGGAAACGCUAUGGCUCAGCUGGUGCGGCCUUACAGAGAAAUGCUGCCAUCACAUUGGCUCAGCUCUCAGCUCCGACACUGCCCACCUCAGAGAGCUGGACCUGAGUGGAAACAACCUGCAGGGUCCAGACAUACAGCUGCUGUGUGCUGGAUUGAGAAGUCCACACUGUAAACUGGAGACAUUAAGGUUAAACGAGUGCAAUCUCCAGAAAUGCUGUGCUGAUUUGGCCUCAGUCCUGAGCUCCGACACAUCUCACCUGAAGGACCUUGAUCUGAGUGGGAACGACCUGCAGGACGCAGAAGUGAAACUUCUCUCUGCUGGACUGGCAAGUACGGACUGUAAACUGGAGAUUUUAAGGAUGUCGUUCUGUGGAGUCACAGAGAAAAGCUGCACCUAUUUGGCUUCAGCACUGAGCUCCAACCCUUCUCACCUGAGGCAGCUGGACCUAAGCUACAACUACCUGCAGAACACUGGGGUGAAGCUGAUCUCCGUUCAUUGGAAUGACCCGCUCUGCAAACUGGAAAAAAUAAGUGUGGACCAUAAUGCAAAGUGCUACUUGAAAUCCAAACUGAAAAACUAUGCAUGUGCACUGACGUUGGACUCAAAGACAGCUGCCAGGUCUCUCUUUCUGUACGACAGUGGAAAGCAGGUGACGUGGGUCAGGGAGCGACAGCAGUACCCAGAUCACCCCGACAGGUUUGAGAGUGUCUCCCAGGUGCUGUGUCACCAAGACCUUACCCAGCGCCACUACUGGGAGGUGGAGUGGCGAGGACGCUGGGUGGACGUUGCUGUGGCUGUGAGGGGGAUCCGUCGGAGGGCGAGCUCUCACCUCUGUGGGUUUGGGUACACAGAGCAGUCCUGGAGUCUGUACUGCUCUGAGGAUCACUACAGCGCUCAGCACGACCACCAGUCUGUGGAAAUACCAGCACCUCCGUCUCGCUCCCACAGGGUCGGAGUGUUCCUAGACUGGCCUGGUGGCACCCUGUCCUUCUACAGUGUCUCCUCUGGGGCCCUCAGCCAUCUUCACACAUUCUAUAGCACCUUCACUGAGGCCCUCUACCCAGGGUUUGGGAUGGAGGAGGAUGACUGCUCUGUAACUAUUUGUACAGUGGAGGGUUUGCCCGAACUCAUUCCUCGGUCAGCUAGUGCAGAACGAAUUGAGGAAUUCUAAGUGCAGGUCGGUUAAAGAUAUUUAAUUUAGUGUUUUUUGGCUCUCAGAGGCAGUGCUGGGGAAUGAUAUGUGAUGAAUAGCAAAAAAGACAAAAAUAAGACAGAAUAUAUAUAUAUAGUAUAUAAAAAUAUAAAUAAUUUAAUACUAUCUUUCAUUAAUAAUGUUUCUGUUAAACACCCAGCUAUAAAUGCUCCAUUAGAAGACAGUGACACAUACUUUUCAAACUGAAUGCUGCCAAUGAGUACGGUCUACAGCCAUGCUAGCAGCUCUGUGAGGCUGUACUUGUGUACAACUGCAUUAAUCUCAAUGCUAAAGUCAGCAUGCUAACAUGCUCACAGUGACAAUGCUGACAGGUUGAUGUUUAACUGGUGUAAAGUUCCCCAUGUUCACCAUUGUAGUUUAGCGUGUCAGGCUGUUAACAUUUGCUAAUUUGUACUAUAUAUUUAUAGACAUAUAAAUGUAUAUACUAGAUAGGAAAAAUCUGAUAUUCACUGAAGCUGUCUAACUUAUAGAUUUUAAACUUAUGUUGUAAUCAGACCUGAAAGACAAUAAAAUAAGACAUGGACAUUGCACAAUAAUGUGCCCUUUGAAAA
Messenger RNA from Dicentrarchus labrax (European seabass), 4548 nucleotides. RefSeq names its product NACHT, LRR and PYD domains-containing protein 3-like. Gene Ontology annotation, molecular function: protein binding. The record is from RefSeq and is a predicted model, not a curated record. The coding region runs from base 227 to 3955 and encodes 1242 amino acids. Lineage: Eukaryota; Metazoa; Chordata; Actinopteri; Moronidae. The transcript has 11 exons.